Messenger RNA from Danio rerio (zebrafish), 2118 nucleotides. It is a transcript of the gene pcyt1ab, whose product is annotated as phosphate cytidylyltransferase 1A, choline b. Gene Ontology annotation, molecular function: choline-phosphate cytidylyltransferase activity; catalytic activity. The record is from RefSeq and is marked provisional. Lineage: Eukaryota; Metazoa; Chordata; Actinopteri; Cypriniformes; Danionidae. Gene Ontology annotation, biological process: phosphatidylcholine biosynthetic process; CDP-choline pathway.
GAUGAUGAUGGAGUUGUGAGGAGGGAGAGCUGUCAUCAUAUGGAGGAUCAUCACCGUAAAGUCUUUAAAACGUAAAUAAAAUGUGUUCAUAGUGUAGUUCAGAAGUGCUGUCUUCACCCUAUGAUACUGUGGAGGAAAGACGUGUUUAAGGAGGAAACCAGAAGCAAGCGAUGGAGGCUCACAGUUCAGGCGGCGGCAGGAAGAGGAAGAGAGAGAGAGAGAGGUCGAACGGAGAGAUAGCGGAGGGAGAGAGUUUCCCAAAAAUGCCUUGCAGGACUGUGGGCCUGAGGGAACCUGCACCAUUCGCUGAUGAGCUGGUGACUCCAGAAUCAGCAUAUGCACGUGUCAGUAUGGAAGAUGCCCUUCGUGGUACUCCAGAGGAGCGUCCGGUACGCGUCUAUGCUGAUGGGAUCUUUGACAUGUUUCAUUCGGGACACGCUCGGGCCUUAAUGCAGGCCAAGUGCCUUUUCCCCAACACGUAUCUGAUUGUGGGUGUCAUGAAUGAGGACGAGCGUUACGAUGCAGUGUGUCACUGUCGGUAUGUGGAUGAGGUCGUCCGCAAUGCUCCAUGGACACUCUCGCCUGAAUUUCUAGCCGAACACAGAAUAGACUUCGUUGCUCAUGACGACAUCCCGUACAUCUCAGCCGGAACUGAUGAUGUUUACAGACAUAUAAAGGAUGCAGGUAUGUUUGCACCGACUCAGAGAACAGAGGGCAUCUCCACGUCUGAUAUAAUCACUCGUAUUGUUCGUGAUUAUGACGUUUAUGUGCGCCGUAACCUGCAGAGAGGCUACACUGCAAAAGAGCUCAACGUCAGCUUCAUCAAUGAGAAGAAAUACCACCUGCAGGAACACGUUGACAAGGUGAAGCAGAAGGUGCGAAACGUGGAGGAAAAGAGUAAAGAGUUUGUGCAGAAGGUGGAGGAGAAGGGCAUCGACCUCAUUCAGAAAUGGGAGGAGAAAUCACGCGAGUUCAUCGGAAACUUCCUGCAGAUGUUUGGGCCGGACGGAGCACUGAAGCACAUGUUGAAGGAGGGAAAAGGACGGAUGUUACAGGCCAUCAGUCCCAGACAGAGUCCCAGCAGCAGCCCCGUCCGCGAGGAGCGACCUCCCUCACCCAGCUUCCGUCUUCCCUUCUUCACCUCUUCUCCAUUCUUCUCUCCUCACAGCGGCUCACACCACUUCAGCAAAGAUGACGAUGACGACUAGAUGUCUGUUUCUAUAACCCAAGCGUCUGUUGUUCCACAUUGUCCCUGUUUUACACUCUUUCUUCAAGCGAGUAGUCAAGAAUGACGGUCUGGCUUAAGGUUUAUCUGAAUAAGGAAAUCAGUGUUCAUGAAAUGCACAAAUUAUUCCUCUCCCUCUCUCUCCCUCUCUCUCUCUCUCUCUCUUUCUCUCAAUCUCUCUCUCUUUCUGAAGAUUUUUAUCCCACAUCUCGCCCUCGCUUCAGGGAGAUUUGCCACACACCACUACACCAAAAGACUCCAUAUUGUUGGGCUUUUCUUUUGGAUACAUUUUGUAUUCGGCCUUGCAUAAUUAUACACUUCACAUUAUUUUGUUUCCCCGACAGCGCGUCUCGUUCUCAGCGGCAGAAAACUCACAUUCACCUGCUUUCAUUGUUUAGAUCCUUCCAUACUUGAACAGCGGCCAAAUCUGAGAGCGAUUCCAGCUCGAGGGAGGGCCAGCAAUCUGCUUUUCUCCUUGUAUAGUCUGUCUAUAACUCAACGUGAAGAUCUGCUUUUAUUUUGCACUCGCUCAUCAGUCUUUCUGACUCUUUUAGGCUGAAGUUUACUGUCUGGUUUUCCCUCAUACGAACCCUCUCUCAGAGUCUGAUGUGAAGUAAUAAUUCCAGGCGUCUGGCAUCUCCAUUAAACCCAGUGUUACGCUGUGGCAUGAGUCCCAGGCUUUCUGAAAAGGAUUUGCCCGCUGAAUGUUUACAUUACCCAAGCCCAGCGAGGGACAGUGUUACACGCAGGAGAGCCAAGACCUGUUUGUUUACAUGUUUGCGUAGGACAGGAAGACCACGGUAGGAUUACAUGAUGCUUGCCAAUAGACUAAAACACAACUCAGGACAGGAGUAUUAGCUGAAAAUCAAUAAAGACUGAAGUAAAUCGCUAAA